UUCUCGCUCGUUCUCUGGCACUCUCUUUUUCUCUGGAAAGAGAACAACAGCUGCCACCUCCCAUUGGAAAGCAAAUCCAUGCUCCACAAAACACACAGAUAGACCCACUAGCUAGCCCACCAAGCCACACACAGAGAGAAAACGCUCCACCAAAACAUCAUAUCCCAGGAACAUCAUCACCAUCACCAUAUCCUCCACAAUAAGAGAGAGAAAAUAUAGCAUUUCUUUAUCUUUUUCUAUAUCAGUCCAUUAAAUUAUUAUUAUUAUUAUGGAAGGUGAUCCUCAUCAUAGUCAAAACGGGAUCCACAGGCCCAAUUUCCCAUUACAACUGUUAGAGAAAAACGAUGAGCGCCAAAUUGAAGCCAGCGCCGCGCCGAAGAAGCCGCCGCCGAAGCGCACGUCCAUGAAGGACAGGCACACGAAGGUCGACGGUCGGGGGCGGCGAAUCCGGAUGCCGGCGGCGUGCGCGGCCAGGGUGUUCCAGCUGACGCGCGAGCUCGGCCACAAGUCCGACGGCGAAACCAUCGAGUGGCUGCUCCAACAGGCAGAGCCCGCCGUGAUCGCCGCCACGGGCACCGGCACAAUCCCCGCCAACUUCACUUCUCUCAACAUCUCGCUCCGCAGCGCCGGCUCCUCCCUCUCUUCUCCCUCUCACUUCUUCAACCGCCACGUCACCAGUAACUACUUCACCAACAAUAAUAACAACCCCUUCUCAACACCACCACCACCAUUCUCUUCUAGAAACAACCUGGUUCUGCAAGAUUCUAGAAGGGCCUUGUUCCCCGACGCCAACUGUUUUUUCAAUUUCGAUUCUGUUGGUAACGGCAAUGCUGUUAAGAGAAGGAGAAGGGAAGGUGAAGAGGAAGUGACAGCGUCACCGAGUCAUUUAGGAAGCUGUUUGUCGCAGUCGAGUACUGGGUCGAUUCCAGCGAGUAAUGCUUCGGUUCCAGCGAGUUUUUGGAUGAUGAGUGGUUGUGAUUCCAUUUGUGCAAUUCCCUCCGUUGGGAAUAGUGGUUUGUAUAAAGGGACUGUGUCCAACUCUAACUCUUCUGCUGGUGGGAUUCAUUUUAUGAAUUUUGCUUCUCCAAUGUCUCUAUUGCCUGGUCAACAGCUAGGUUCAGGUGGUGCAAUGCUCCCUGAAAGCAACUUGGGUAUAAUUGCGUCCCUUAAUGGGUAUAGGCCUAUUCCGGCCAACGAGGAACAUUGUGGAGAUAGUAAGAAUGAUGUUGCAAGUGUAUGACCUGCUGCUGCAGCUUUUUUUAUUUUGUUGGUACUAAUUUUGUUAAUUUUAUAUUAUAUAUAUUUUUAUACAUUUUCCAAUACAUGCAGGCACAAGU
Abrus precatorius (Indian licorice) is the source of this 1337-nucleotide messenger RNA. RefSeq names its product transcription factor TCP15-like. The coding region runs from base 269 to 1240 and encodes 323 amino acids. Lineage: Eukaryota; Viridiplantae; Streptophyta; Magnoliopsida; Fabales; Fabaceae. Gene Ontology annotation, cellular component: nucleus. The record is from RefSeq and is a predicted model, not a curated record. Gene Ontology annotation, molecular function: sequence-specific DNA binding; DNA-binding transcription factor activity. The transcript has a single exon.